Messenger RNA from Acipenser ruthenus (sterlet), 6281 nucleotides. RefSeq names its product ubiquitin carboxyl-terminal hydrolase 3. Bases 275 to 1846 code for a protein of 523 amino acids. The record is from RefSeq and is a predicted model, not a curated record. Lineage: Eukaryota; Metazoa; Chordata; Actinopteri; Acipenseriformes; Acipenseridae. Gene Ontology annotation, cellular component: cytoplasm. The transcript is spliced from 15 exons. Gene Ontology annotation, biological process: protein deubiquitination. Gene Ontology annotation, molecular function: cysteine-type deubiquitinase activity; zinc ion binding.
ACAUCGAAGACACGGAUUGGAGUUUUAUCGGUUCUGAACCUGGAGUUCCCUUUUUUUUUUUUUUAGACACGCUGUAUAAAAAAAGAUGGCCGCAGUUUCGCUGUAUCUGAACGCUUUGUAAAUAAAGAAAGAAAGAGAGCGCAAGAACAGUCGGGCACGUAGAGUGAGAGAAACGCUUAUAUACGGGGCACCACUGAGAUAUCUGCAGUCCCGGACUAUCCAAGUUGUAACCCCUCGUUCCCUUGCCCCAGUUAUUAUUCCCUGCUCUGAUGUGAUGGAGUGUCCGCACCUAAACUCCAGCGUCUGCAUCGCUCCGGAUUCCACUCAGUUCCCGAACGGGUCGCCCUCGUCCUGGUGCUGCAGCGUUUGCCGCUCAAACAAAAGCCCGUGGGUGUGUUUAACAUGUUCAAGUGUGCAGUGUGGAAGAUACGUAAAUGGACAUGCAAAGAAGCAUUUUGAAGACUCGCAGAUUCAAGCCAGCAAUCACAAGAAAUCUGAAAAACACGACAAGGAGAAGCCACAGCAUGCUGUGUGUAUGGAUUGCAGUAGCUAUAGCACAUAUUGCUACAGAUGUGAUGAUUUUGUUGUCAACGACACCAAGCUGGGCCUGGUGCAGAAGGUCAGAGAACAUCUACAAAACUUGGAAAACUCUGGCUUCAGUGUGGAUAGACACAGAAAAAGAAAACUAUUGGAAAGUUCAUCCCUCAACAAUAAACUACUGAAAGUCAAUGGUAGUUCCUCUGCUCUGUGUGCUACUGGCCUUCGUAAUCUGGGAAACACGUGCUUUAUGAAUGCCAUUCUCCAGUCCCUCAGUAAUAUUCAACAGUUCUGCUGCUAUUUCAAGGAGCUGCCGGCUGUGGAGUUGCGCAGUGGGAAAACUGCAGGUAGAAGAAUGUACCACACGAGGAGUCUGGGGGACAACAGUGUCUCCCUUGUAGAAGAGUUCCGGAAGACACUGUGUGCUUUGUGGCAGGGAAGUCAAACCGCAUUCAGUCCUGAAUCCUUAUUUUAUGUUAUUUGGAAAAUCAUGCCAAAUUUCAGGGGAUACCAGCAGCAGGAUGCUCAUGAGUUCAUGCGGUACCUUCUGGACCAUCUUCACUUGGAGCUUCAGGGAGAAUGCAAUGGAGUUUCCCGCUCCACGAUUCCACAGGAGGGAGCAAUGCUGUCUGUAGGGGGCAAAUGCUGCAUAAAUGGGACUUCUACAGUUGUGACAUCAAUAUUUGGAGGUAUUCUUCAGAAUGAAGUGAAUUGUUUGAUAUGUGGGACUGAAUCUAGAAAGUUUGAUCCAUUCCUUGAUCUUUCGUUAGAUAUUCCAAGCCAGUUUAGAAAUAAACGAACAAAGAACCAAGAAAGUGGACCAAUUUGCACUCUGCGAGACUGCCUGCGCAGUUUCACAGAUCUGGAGGAACUUGAUGAAACUGAACUGUACAUGUGCCACAAAUGCAAAAAACGUCAGAAGUCCACGAAAAAAUUCUGGAUUCAGAAGCUACCAAAGGUGUUCUGCUUGCAUUUGAAAAGAUUUCACUGGACCGCGUAUCUCAGAAACAAGGUAGACACGUAUGUAGAAUUUCCACUGCGAGGUCUAGACAUGAAGUGCUACUUAUUGGAGCCUGAAAACAGCGGCCCAGAAAGUUGCCUUUACGAACUUGCAGCUGUGGUUGUGCAUCACGGAUCAGGUGUUGGUUCUGGACAUUACACAGCAUAUGCAACCCACGAGGGCCGCUGGUACCAUUUCAACGACAGCACGGUCACGCUCACCGACGAGGAGACGGUGGUGAAGGCCAAGGCUUACAUCCUGUUCUAUAUAGAACGCCAGACCAAAUCCGCAUCGGACUCCAAACUUUAAUACCUCUCUCUCCCUGUCUGUCUCUCGCUCACUCUCUUAACGCUUUUAUGUACUGAAGCAUUCUGACAAUACACAACUAUUCCAGUUUUUCCAUCAACACUUGAUCCAAGACUUCAUUUUCAUCAUGCACUUUUUUAUUUUAUUUAAUUUUUCAAAUUACUGUUGUGAAUUUGAGUUUGUUGUCCAAGUGCUAUUUUUUUUGUUUUCUUUUAAACACUUUUUUUUUUUUUUAUCAGAGAACCUCAGUAAAAUGUAACUGCUGCUUUUAUUUUCACUUUUUAGAUAUAUUUUUUAUAUAUAUAUAUAUAUAUAUAUAUAUAUAUAUAUAUAUAUAUAUAUAUAUAUAUAUAUAGUUUGCCUUUUUUGUUGCUCUGUGUUACAUUCCUCUCUGUGUGGCACAUUUUGCAUUUGUAUUAGAUUCCAAAGGUAAAGUUUUAUGUUGGGAAUGCUUAACCCUUCUCUUGGAGAAAUAAAGGAUCUUCACAAAGGAGGAACCUAUUAUGUAAGACUCACACAAGCUGAAACUGCCAGUCUUUGUUUUUUGCAAUCGUCCUCAAUUAUUGUGAAAACCAUUACUGUAAGCAUUUGUUACAUAUACAAUAAAUUAAUUGUGAAAUCUGACUCCAAAAAUACAAUUACAUGUGAAAUGGGAACUUUUUUUUUUUUCAGGUACUGUAGUUCUGUAUGAGUUUAUCAGUUGUAAUUGGUGAUGUUUAAAAAUGCACAUGUGAGAUGUCUCUCAAUGUAAUAUAAUGCAUUGCUUAAUUAACAAGAUAACACACUGAAGAAACAUUUUCAGAGACUCCGGAACUAAAUUUAACCUGAAAUAUCUGUGCUUGAACAUACAGCCAGCAUUGUUAAACUAAACUUUGGGUUUUAUGUUUGAAAAGGUGCUAUUCAGUCCAAUAUUGUUCAAAUAAACUGCACACAUUUUAUUUGGGUUCAAAUUCUAUUUAAAAUUCACACCAUAAGUGAAUCAAAUAAGUGUCCUGUAGAUGAAUGCAUAAUAUACUCUAGGUGGCACUGCUUAUCUUUGUGUUUUUGAAAUGUAAAAUGACUUUUUUUUUCCCCCAGAAAUACUAAUGUAGCUGAUUCUUAAAGUACCAUUAUUUCUUCUAUAAUGUGGGUUCUGAUUCUGUUAAAAAAAAAAAAAAAAAAAAAAAAAAAAAUCACCACAUAAGCUUGGCAUAAUAGAUAGCCAGGAGAAUUAAUUUUCUUGGAUGAGCCUGUGAAAUCAUUAGAUUCAGAAGCAAAUUUGCACAAGAAAAGAUGAAAAUGUAUUAAGUUUUAAUUGCAAAAAAACAGAGAAUAAAGCUUUCUGUAGCCAGUAUUUUGCCAUUUGUUAUAAGAGUGACAGUUAUGCUGUUAAGUGCAUAACCGGCACUUGAUCCUGAUCUUAAAAGAAAUAGUAUUUAGUAAAUUUAUCAGAUUACUUUGGGCUAAACAUAUGCUUUUAUGUAGCAUCUGUGCUGGUAAAUAGUUACAAACUUAAAUGUGCUCAGAACAUCCAGCAUAUUGUAGGCCUUUUAAAAUGAUCUUAUUGCAGUUUAAUCUUAUUUAAAUUUUUGUAUCAUUCAUUUUGUAGCACCACUGACUUUUGUGAUCCGUUUCACUGUUUUACUAUGGCUAUUUACAAUGACAAGUGUUUAGAAUUAAAACAUGCAGAACACAGUAGAAUAAUUCAGAAGCGAAUGCUGAAUGCAAUGGUCCUCAAUCCCUUCUCUUUUUGAUGACCAAAUGAUUUUCAUAUAUAAUCAUUUGUGUAUUUUUGUUUGGUUUUUAGUGGAAAUCAAGACAUAUCAAUCUUAAGUUGUGUCUGUAAAUCAAACAAACUUUUAGUUAUUUUGUAAUUUCAAAUGGUGUUAAGUGGAGUAGCAAAGUAUUUUAUUGACAUUUGAAUUAUGUACCCCAUUAUCCAAAUUUAAAAAAUGGUAUGGAAUAUGAUUUUUGGCCAUUGUCGGACCCAGUUCAAAGUUGAAUGUCUCUUUUGUUCACAAGAACAGUGUUUCUGAUAUUGCUGCUCAAUGCUCUGUGGAUCUGGUCUGUGGAGUAAUCACUUGUUUUCUGUUUCUUGACCAUCUGGUUCUUCUAUGUAUAUCAAAAUAGCUGUCUGUCUUUUAUAGGAAAGAUUAGUGCUGUAGGCGAUCUCCUCAGUGAUUAUGUACUUAUCUUAAUCACUAUAAUUAUCUUAACCCAAAAACACAGUAAUCAGCACUGUUAUCACCAAAUUUGUGACUUCAGAUAUAAUGUCAGCAAUAACUGCAUGAUGUGGAGUAGCCUAUUUACUUUACACUUGUCUGAAAACUUGAAGGAACAUUCCAAUUUUGUAAAACCAUACAUUUCUGAUUUUAUUUUAAUUGUAUUAUCUCCAAAUUGUGGCAGACGGUCUAGUAUUUCUUCGUAACACCUGUCCUUUGUUUUUAAUCCAAGCUUACUUUCUUCACUUGUCUUGUAUGGCUUUUCUAGUAUGUUAAGAGGAAGAUUUUGAUUUAUGUUACUGUGUUUCACACCUGGUUAUGCCAUUUAAUGCCGACCAGUAUAUUGAUUUGUGGGGUUGAACAAUUAAUUGCAACCACUUGACUUUGUUCAGUACUCUGUACAGCAUAUUAUAGUUCUAAGAUGACCAACUUUGGCCAUUUUAAGCGCAGACCAAAAAUCUAUAUAUAUUUUAGUUUGUUAAAAUAUUAGAAAGUUAGUUAAUUGAUGUAUAAUCAUUCAAUGGUAGUUUUGAUUUUGUGAAGCUGUAAAAAUCUUUCAAGCCAUUUUGGUAUUAACUACACCAAUCUAGACCUGCAAAUAGGACCAGGGAUUAAUUGCCUUAACGUUUUACAAAAAACAGUAUAUUUUAAGUUUUGUAGUCCAGGUAUUUCCAUAAUAACUUGCAAAAUUACUAUUUUUAUUUCUGGAAACUUGCAGUUUAAAGCAUUGUUUAAAGCAGCAGCCAGCACGUGCAUGGGGGAACAUUGAUUUUAUAAAGGCAUUUGGAGGUUUACAAGACGAUAAAUUGUGUUGAAGCAUUAAUAUCUGCCUAGAUUCCAUCAUCUAUUGCCUGUAUCAGAACUUUCACUGGAUAAUUCUUAAAAGAUGAUCUGUAAGUAACAGGUUAACAGCAUGGAAAGAGGCGUUUCAGAGCCUGAUCGGAGAUAAUCUUUUAUUGACAGUAAAUUGUAAAGACCGGAUAAAUUGGCCCUGGCUUGUGUUUCACUAUUUACAUGAAGUAUCUGCUGCUGACUCGUGGGACCCUAACCACAUGAUGUGCUGUGAACCGUGUAUUAGGGUUUGUUGCAACAGUCCAGUUUGCAGUUGUAUUCCAGGUUUCUUUUUUCAUACCUUGUUCUAUUAUUUAUUAUUAUUAUUAUUAUUAUUAUUAUUAUUAUAACUUUCUCCAUUUUCAUCUGAUGAAAGGGCAUAUGUACUGCAGUCUCGAAAGCUUGUGCACAUUUUGUGAUAGUUAAGGUCCAUUUUAAAAGAAAGCUGAAAGUGUUUUUGUUUUUUCUUUUCUUUUUUUUCUGAUUGUGACCAAAUAUUAUGUUGCGUAUAUAUUUUUACUUUAGCCACAGUAUUGCAAAAGGUAGCUUAAAAGCAAACCUAACAAUAAUGCAUUUAAAGAAUUGUCAUAUUAAUGGUCAUUAAAUGGUAGUCCCAUCCCAUGGCCAUAUCCAAGGGUAAAGAUUAAGUAGCUUCAAAUAUAAUUCAUUGCUUUUUUUUUUUUUUUUAAAUAAACAUUUUUGUAUGAGUUCCAAUAAUGAGUUAUAAUUUCUCAGUAGCUGCCUUUUACCUUGCUUUGAGCUUGUCAGGAAAAUCCUAAGUGGUGGGUCUCGGUGUCGCAUUAUUUGAAUGGAAUGGGGAUAGUCCAAGAAUUUAGGAUUCCCCAGACAAGCGUAAGGUCAAAGGCAGAAUUACAUAAAAAUGAUUUCAGUAUUGAAGCAAUGUAAUGAUUGCAAACUCCAAAAAAAAAAAAAAAAAAAAGCUGCUUACUCUUUUAAGGAUAUAGUUUUGCUUUAGCGCACUAACCUUGGCUUAGAAUGAAUGUGGCAUUGGCAUGAUGUGUGUGUGUGUGUGUACUGCAUGUGAAAGAGAGUUACUCUACAAGGAAAAAGUUUAAUGUGAGUUAGAAGCACCCAUGUAAUGUGAAGCCAUGCACCUCAGCACUUCUGUAACUUGAAUCGGAUAACUUGAUGCUGUAUGCACUCAUUUGAACAGUUUAAAACACUUUUGUUAUUUUUUUUUUGUUCUCUCUCUGCGUUCCAGAAUUGUAACUGACACGAUCCGCCUCUGAAUCACUGAAUACAACUAAGAUUCAUCAUUUCGUUUUUGAAUCGCCUGUUUAAUGCUGGUUCUCUUACGUGCUGUAAUAGCUGCAUUACAAUAAUGGUAUGUAUGUAUAUUAGUUAAUGUACUGUUUCACUGUUAGUAAAGUACAAUGUUAACGAUU